GGCCGAGCCUGGCUUUUUCGACUCGGGAAGAAAGAAGAUUAUUCUUUGCCGCUAACUCAGACUGUCAUACAAAAGGGCUUACUUCCCUUCAAUUUCCGUUUGCGGCAGAAACGAGAUAGAGAACAUCAAAAGGGCCCGUUUCCUCCAAACAUAGUAUACAGUCUACUCACAGAAAACAUGGAGCUUUCCCCCUCCUCUGCUGUGAUCGCACAGCAAACUUGGGAGCUGGAGAACAACAUCAUCCCCAUGGACUCUCCCACUACCAGCGCCGACCAAGCAUCCGACGCCAUCUUCUACUACGACGAGGCCGCCCAGAGCGAAUUCCAGAGAAGUAAGCCUUGGGUUAACGACCCCCACUACUUCAAGCGGGUUAAGAUCUCCGCUCUUGCCCUCCUCAAGAUGGUUGUUCAUGCUCGCUCUGGUGGCACUAUCGAAGUCAUGGGUCUCAUGCAGGGCAAGACGGAUGGCGAUGCCAUCAUCGUCAUGGACGCUUUCGCCUUGCCCGUCGAAGGCACCGAGACUCGUGUCAAUGCCCAGGCCGAUGCCUACGAAUAUAUGGUUGAUUACUCUCAGACUAACAAGCAGGCUGGCCGUCUGGAAAAUGUUGUUGGAUGGUAUCAUUCCCACCCUGGUUAUGGAUGCUGGCUUUCGGGCAUUGACGUGUCUACGCAAAUGCUAAAUCAGCAAUUUCAAGAGCCCUUUCUGGCUGUAGUCAUUGAUCCCACAAGGACGGUUUCUGCUGGUAAAGUUGACAUUGGAGCAUUCAGGACAUACCCAGAAGGUUAUAAACCCCCAGAUGAGCCUGUCUCUGAGUACCAAACGAUCCCGUUAAAUAAGAUUGAGGACUUUGGUGUUCACUGUAAACAGUACUAUGCGUUGGAUAUCACUUACUUUAAGUCUUCUCUUGAUUCACAUCUCUUGGACCUUCUAUGGAACAAAUAUUGGGUGAAUACGCUUUCAUCUUCUCCAUUAUUGGGUAACGGAGACUAUGUCGCUGGACAGAUAUCAGAUCUAGCUGAAAAGCUAGAACAAGCAGAAAAUCAGUUGGCGCACCCACGUUUUGGGUCAUUAAUAGGCCCUCCUCAAAAAAAGAAAGGAGAAGAGUCUCCACUUGCUAAGAUUACUCGUGACAGUGCCAAAAUUACUGUGGAGCAAGUACAUGGUUUGAUGUCCCAGGUCAUCAAGGACAUCCUCUUCAACUCUGUUCGUCAAGCAAACAAAUCCGCUGCUGAAGCAUCUGGCCCUGAACCGAUGAUUGAAAGCUGAUUCUGGCAUCAUGGAGAGUUGCAUUUUUUUAAUUCCUUUUUGGUGAUUUCUAUUCAUCCUCUGCUGAUUCUAGCAUCAUCUAGUGUGUCUUCUUGCCUGCUUUUUCCUUUCUAUCUCCAUCACUGCUUUCUCAAGACCACCCAUUUAUUUGCUUCUCUUAUUUUAGGGGGAUAUUAUGGAAUAUGGUACUAUUAUCAACUAGGCAAUCAACAACAGACUCGGGUCUUCUUGAGAAUGGUGCUGCUUUUUACCACUGAAGCUCAUCAUUGUGUCACCUCAAGCUCAACUUUUGGUUGCAUUGGAAUCCGACGAUUAUCUUUUUCUUUUAAGCAUGUAAUGACAUCUAUUUAGAAAAAUUGCGUUCCCUGGUCAUUUUGAACUAAUUCUAAUUGUGUGGCAACAAUA
This is a messenger RNA of Neltuma alba, 1671 nucleotides long. Its product is annotated as COP9 signalosome complex subunit 5a. The record is from RefSeq and is a predicted model, not a curated record. NCBI's taxonomy places the organism in Eukaryota, Viridiplantae, Streptophyta, Magnoliopsida, Fabales, Fabaceae. The coding region runs from base 178 to 1266 and encodes 362 amino acids. The transcript is spliced from 6 exons. Gene Ontology annotation, molecular function: metallopeptidase activity; protein binding.